AUGCUACGUAAGCUUACGGCUGCCGCAUCAGUGUCUGUCCAGUGUGGCUCAAUUACAGUGACAGGGUCUGUCAGAAACGUCCCGGUAGUUGCUACAGAUCGAGCGUUCCAGGCGGUAUGGUCAUCACUACGGCCCGGACCUGAGGUUAUCAGCAAGGCGAGGUCUGUGAGAUCCCGGCAUAUCUAUCUUCGACUGACCUGGCCAACGGCACAGGGUAUGCGACUCGAGAAUGGUUCAUCCAAGAGCCUACGUCCCUUGAUGAUGAAGAUGCUUGGAUUCGAGGAGGUGCGGGCGUCAAAGGCGACAGCAACGAACUUGUUGGGCAGAUCUGGGGUUGCAACCAGUACUGGAGCAGCGGGCCCCCACACACCAUUUUCACGCCAAUCGCCGACAUAUUUGACGACAAUUACGAGAAGUGUAGGCAGCAGAACAUUGCCAAAAUUUCCUCAGUUCGAAGGCGAUUGGGAUCAGGCAUAUGUCCCCUUCGCCGUCUACCCGACUUGCAUGCGCUGCUUUGAGCGCGCGGUCUACCUAGGAACCGGCAGCAGGCGACCAUCCCAAGUAUCGCUAUGCAUGAAUGUCGAUGGUGGCCAGUCCUCGUCGACGCCGUCUUUAGAAGGGGGCUUCAACGAAACGACGCAUGGGAGUGCAAGUUAUGAGGUCACUCCGACGUUAAGCAUCUCGGAGGUGAACAUCCAUCGGCACCCCUGCAACAUUUGCAAACCCUCGGGACACUUGUUUGCAAGGAUUGCAAAAAAUGGCAGGGUCGCCAACGGCGGUUAUAGGCCGAAGCAAAUAACGGCGAUCAUUGAAGAAGACGCCCUGAAUAACGACAUGCAACCGGUGUGA
Messenger RNA from Pyricularia oryzae 70-15, 849 nucleotides. RefSeq lists its product as uncharacterized. The coding region runs from base 1 to 849 and encodes 282 amino acids. The record is from RefSeq and is a predicted model, not a curated record. NCBI's taxonomy places the organism in Eukaryota, Fungi, Ascomycota, Sordariomycetes, Magnaporthales, Pyriculariaceae. The transcript has a single exon.